Saccostrea cuccullata (small rock oyster) is the source of this 1598-nucleotide messenger RNA. Its product is annotated as pyridine nucleotide-disulfide oxidoreductase domain-containing protein 1-like. The record is from RefSeq and is a predicted model, not a curated record. Gene Ontology annotation, molecular function: flavin adenine dinucleotide binding; oxidoreductase activity. The coding region runs from base 90 to 1544 and encodes 484 amino acids. NCBI's taxonomy places the organism in Eukaryota, Metazoa, Mollusca, Bivalvia, Ostreida, Ostreidae. The transcript is spliced from 14 exons.
UAAAGAUGGAUGCGCCCUAUAGAAUUUUUUUCUUCUUCAGAGACUGUGUAACAUUGACUGUGUAACAUCUAUUGGAGAUAUAUUUCAGCAUGGUAAGAUACGUUGUCGUAGGAGGAGGCAUCGCUGGAGUAACCUGUGUGGAAACGCUUUCAUCUCUGUGCCCAGAAGAAGAGGUACUUCUGAUAACAGCCUCCCCACUGAUUAAAGCCAUCACCAACUACAAAAAGAUAACGAAAACCUUGGAGGAUUUUGAUGUUGAAGAGAGACCAAGCAUUUCCUUACAAACAGAAUGCAUCAAUGUCAAAGUUCUACAGAAGAGUGUGGUUUCCCUCAAUGCUAGGUCACAUGUACUAAAACUGAGUGACGGUGAAGAGGUCCAUUAUCAGAAGCUGUGCCUUUGUACAGGAGGCCGACCAAAGCUUAUUCUAGACAGCAGUCCAUAUAUCCUAGGGAUUCGUGACACAGAAAGUGUACAGGAAUUUCAGAAGAGACUAUCUACAGCUAGAAGAGUAAUGGUGCUGGGUAAUGGAGGUAUAGCUACAGAACUUGUUUACGAGAUAGAGGGCUGUGAAGUAGUUUGGGCUAUCAAGGACAAGUCCAUCAGCAAUACAUUUGUAGACCCUGGGGCAGGGGAGUUCUUCAUGGCAGAGAUUAACAAAAAGAAAGAGGCCAGAGAAGAAAAACCAUCCAAAAGACUCAAGUACACUGUUCAAGAUGUCAGGAGUCUGAGCACAAAGGACACGCCCCUGGGCGGAGCUCUUGGUCCUGAUUGGUCAGCAGAUCUAUCCAUGACUGGCACACAGGAAAUUUCCCAUUGUGUGACUGUAGAGAAGUGUGUAGAAGUCAGGAGGGUGUAUACGAGGGAGGAAUUCCAGGAAUCGGGCAAACGGUCCACAGACCUCUCUGGAAAUGUAGAUCAGGAUUCCUGGCCUAUUUACAUAGAGCUGACUAAUGACAAAGUAUAUGGCUGUGAUUUUUUGGUCAGUGCCACGGGAGUUAUCCCUAAUACCUCCCAAUUCUUAGCUGGAAAUCAGUUUUCCCUGGCAGAGGACGGUGGUAUUUGUGUGGAUGAUAAAAUGAGGACCUCGGAGGUAGAUGUGUACGCUGCUGGUGAUGUGUGUACAGCGUGCUGGGAACCAGCACAGCACUGGUUACAGAUGCGUCUUUGGUCCCAGGCCAGGCAGAUGGGUGCCUACUCAGCUCAGUGUAUGGUGGCAGAUAUAAAGGGCCAACCAAUAUCUCUGGAUUUCUGUUUCGAAGUUUUUGCACACGUAACGAAAUUCUUUGGUUAUAAAGUUAUCCUCUUAGGUAAAUUCAAUGCCCAAGGACUUGGGAGAGACUAUGAAAUUUUACUUAGGGUCACAAAAGGUUUGGAAUAUGUGAAAGUUGUAUUAAGAAAUGGACGAAUGGAGGGGGCGAUUCUUAUUGGUGAGACCGAUCUAGAAGAAACUUUUGAAAAUCUGAUUCUGAAUAAGACUGACUUAACUCCCUUUAAGGAUCACUUAUUAGAUCCUGAUAUAGAUAUAGAGGACUUUUUUGAUUGAAAACAUUUUUGUAAAGACAAAAAAAUUUACAUUUUCUCUAAUAAAGAUCAUGCU